AAGAAUCCCCUGUUUUUUUAUGACUCUGUUUGUUAACAAAUGAGAUGGUAGAAAGUGAUUCAAGUAAAGAAAAUAUUGAGGAAAGUAGUAAAAGUGACAAAUUAUGGAGCAAAGAUAAUUUAUCUUCAAUUUGUCAUAGAGACCCUUCAUUUUCUGGUUGGUUUGAUGAACAUGGCACUCUUCAUUCAUCUCAAUUAGUCAAUAGACAUAAUGGAGAUGAUUUCGAUUUCGAAUGUUCAAAGGGGAAAGAAAUCAAUGUCUCUAUUGGUACUGAGACAAAUCAACAUAGUAGUAGUAGUAGUAGUAGUAACUUUAAGCAUAGGAUGAGGGGUAGUGGUGGUGGUGGAGAUUUUGGUAGUGGAGAAGAUAGGUAUGUUCCGUUUGACGUGGAGAAUGGUUCAUCGAGUCAUCGAGGAUCUAUUGAUGAUGAUAUCGAAUGUGGUGAUAGUGAUGAUGAUGAUGAUGAUGAUAAUCACUCAACUUUCUCGGAUUACCAUGACUCACCACAGCUAGUUUCAAAGAAUGGUGUUGCUGAAAUUGAUGUGUUGAAGACAUUUUUCUUUAUACUUGUAUGGUAUUGUGUCAGCUUGUUCUUGACAUUGUACAAUAAGAGUCUUCUUGGGGAUAAACUAGGGAAGUUCCCUGCGCCUUUACUGAUGAACACUGUGCACUUUGCGAUGCAAGCUGUUUUGUCCAAGGCCAUUACCGGGUUUUGGCAUCAACGAUUUCAACCUACAGUGAUGAUGUCUUGGAGAGACUAUUCUUUGAAAGUUGUACCGACAGCUCUUACAACAGCAAUGGAUGUGAACCUCAGCAAUGCAUCCCUUGUUUUCAUCUCAGUCACAUUUGCCACUAUGUGUAAAUCUGCAUCUCCCAUCUUUCUCCUAUUCUUCGCAUUUGCUUUCAGGUUGGAGUCUCCAAGUGUAAAGCUACUGGGAAUCAUCUUGGUCAUUUCUGUUGGGAUACUAUUAACAGUUGCAAAGGAGACAGAAUUUGAGUUUUGGGGAUUUGUCUUUGUUAUGCUUGCUGCAGUUAUGUCUGGAUUUCGCUGGACUAUGACUCAGAUUCUUCUGCAGAAAGAAGCCUAUGGUUUAAAAAAUCCACUCACACUAAUGAGCUAUGUUACUCCAGUAAUGACUCUUUCAACUGCUGUGUUGUCCCUUAUUUUUGAUCCGUGGCACGAAUUCAGACACACCAAUUACUUUGAUACGUCAUGGCAUAUAGCUAGAAGUUGUUUGUUGAUGCUUUUUGGCGGAACUUUGGCUUUCUUUAUGGUGUUGACGGAAUAUAUUCUUGUGUCUAUAACAAGUGCAGUAACAGUGACAAUAGCGGGAGUUGUAAAGGAGGCGGUAACUAUCUUGGUUGCUGUAUUUUAUUUUCACGACGACUUCACCUGGAUGAAAGGUUUCGGUCUCAUGACGAUAAUGUUUGGUGUCAGUUUGUUUAACUGGUACAAGUAUGACAAAAUACAUAAAGGUAGCACAAGUGAAGAUGAAAUUGGAUCACCAUUAAGAAAUGCAGCUACCAAGUAUGUUAUACUUGAAGAAAUGGAAUAUCAAGACCAUGGUCCUUGA
Messenger RNA from Solanum verrucosum, 1574 nucleotides. RefSeq names its product probable sugar phosphate/phosphate translocator At1g06470. The transcript has 11 exons. Gene Ontology annotation, biological process: UDP-glucose transmembrane transport. Gene Ontology annotation, cellular component: endoplasmic reticulum-Golgi intermediate compartment; cis-Golgi network; Golgi apparatus. The record is from RefSeq and is a predicted model, not a curated record. The coding region runs from base 45 to 1574 and encodes 509 amino acids. Lineage: Eukaryota; Viridiplantae; Streptophyta; Magnoliopsida; Solanales; Solanaceae. Gene Ontology annotation, molecular function: antiporter activity.